UGUUCGCGCAAACGGGAGAAUCUGAUCCAGACACCACGUGUGAGUCACGACGACGCAAUUGAGGUUCGGAGAAGUAAGGGGUGAUGUAAUUUCUACUUGCCUAUGAAUGAAACUGCAUCCAGAAGGGAUGCUCGGCCCACUCUCCGCUGAUUCGUUCAGGGCGAACAUACCUGCCGGCGCAGUUUGGCGCCAUGUCGACGGACCGCUCCAGGAACCAGAGCUCAGACACGCCUGCGCUCCGCAGAUAGCCGCGGAUCUUGCCGUAGUUCAGCGCGACAGCGUGUGGUCCGUGACUAUCGUCGGAGAGUGUCAGACGCCCCCCACUCGCCACAAUGAUCUAUGCGUGACAGCUGUGGCUACGGGUCCAGAGAGCGUUCAUUAAUCAGCACGCACCUCCAGAAUGUCCCUCCCGGGGUAUGGUGUCUCCCAGUUCUUCCGCAGGGCAGCCGCAUUGACCUCGAACAGCGCGCCGUAUUCAAUGGCAUACAUGAUAUUGCGGCGCGCGCGAUCGAGCACUUCGGGAAACUCCGAAAAACUCAACGAAGGAGUGUAGAGCCGGCACAGAUCGAAGUGGCCCACGACCUCGGGUUUGAAGCGCUUCAGAAGCUCGAACUGGGAAUCGAAGUACGCAAUGAGGAAGGCCUCGUCCUUGCCCCUGGCACCGGCACUGGCUCCAGGACUCAGAUCCUCGGCUCUACGACCAUCGCCACCACCACCAUCGAAGCUGUCGACCGCCUUGCGGAAAGUCGCCUGGUCGAAAUCGAUCGGAAUGGCGUUCACGUGGUGCACGGAUCCAACGAGAUACUCCACGCGCGGGUGGUGUUUCCGCAAAAGGUCCUCGAGGCCCGUCACGUCGUCGCGCGUGAUGUACUCCGUCUCCAGCCCGACCAGCAGCGUGAUCUGCUCCGCGUACUUCGUUUUCAGCCGGUGCGCCUCGUCCAGGAAGCGCGUGAACUGGAGCAUGAGGUCUGCGGGCUCGAUCCCUUGCUACAUCGCGUCGGUAGUUGGUAUGAGAGGCAGCAGAGAGGACAGGGGCGGCACCUCCUCGGGGUACAGGUCUUCG
Molecule: messenger RNA, 1063 nt
Organism: Mycena citricolor
Lineage: Eukaryota; Fungi; Basidiomycota; Agaricomycetes; Agaricales; Mycenaceae
Source: the annotation of a GenBank genome assembly